GUCGGUUGUGGCUGUGGUGUUUUGUUGGUUCUUGAACAGUUCGGGACUGGUCGAUCGAGGUCGGGUUCCCUCCACGCCAAGCAUUUCCAUUAUCAGCACGCCAAGAUAUUAGUCCUAGAGUGGGGUGACAGGACCCUGAACCGAGCGGGCCGGACGGUGCACGAACAAUCCGGGGCAAGCACGGUCCACCCAACCCCCGCAGGAAGAAGGUUCAACGGUGAAUGCCUAGCAGAACUUGGUGUGAGCCUUUCAUCGGCUGUUCUUUCCUCUUCUCCCUGUCCAGCUGAAAUGUUAAGGUAGGGGUGAAAUCUGGAUGCCUGGAUAAGACCUUGACGAAAUCCUCCUGCUCUUUCUCCGCAUCGCGCUUUUCUUCCGCGUCGAGCAUUCAACGGCGCCACUAUGAGUGAUGCAAUGGAGGUGGAUUCCGAGGUGGAUGGGCCUCGCGGUGCCAAGAGGAAGGCUGAUGCUCUUGACGACAACACCCCCCAACGUCGAAUCAAGCCCCUGGACGAAGAUGUCAUCAACAAAAUUGCUGCCGGGGAAAUCAUCGUGGCUCCCGUGAACGCCUUGAAGGAGUUGAUGGAGAACUCUGUCGACGCGGGAUCAACCACCGUAGAUGUUUCGGUGAAAGAGGGAGGCUUGAAGUUACUACAGAUCACUGAUAAUGGCUCUGGUAUCGAGAAAGAAGAUCUGCCAAUAUUGUGUCAACGUUUCACGACGUCCAAGCUCCAAAAGUUUGAAGACCUUCAGACCAUCGCUACCUAUGGUUUCAGAGGCGAGGCCUUGGCCAGCAUCAGCCACAUUGCCCAUCUUACCGUGACUACGAAAACACGGGACUCAGAGUGUGCCUGGAGGGGUCACUAUGGCAGCGGAGUGUUAGUCCCAGCCAAACCUGGCCAGUCUCCUGACCCAAAGCCUGUAUCUGGCCGACAAGGCACCCAGAUUACCGUUGAAGAUUUGUUCUUCAACGUUCCUACAAGACGGCGUGCGUUUCGAUCACCAGCCAACGAGUACAACAAAAUCCUGGACAUGGUUGGGAGAUAUGCUAUCCAUUGUACCGGUGUGGGUUUCACAUGCAAGAAACAUGGCGAAUCAUCCAAAGGCAUCUCCGUAUCUCCAACAGCGCCAUGUCUGGACAGGAUCAGACAAAUCUACGGCGCAAGCGUUGCCAACGAGCUCACCGAAUUCGAGACGAAAGAUGAUCAAUGGGGGUUCAAGGCAAAGGGGCUUGCCACCAACGCCAACUACAGAACCAAAAAAACUACCUUGCUGUUGUUCAUUAAUAACAGAUGUGUUGAGUCAACCAACAUCCGCAAGGCACUCGAGCAGACCUAUGCGUCAUUCCUCCCCAAAAACGGUCAUCCGUUUGUAUACCUCAGCCUUGAGAUAGACCCACGCCGGGUCGACGUCAACGUCCACCCAACCAAACAAGAAGUUAACUUCUUGAAUGAAGACGAAACCAUUCAAGCAGUAUGCGAACACUUGCGCUCCAAACUAGCCGAGGUAGAUGCCAGCAGGACCUUCCUCACCCAGACCCUCCUCCCAGCAAGCAGCCGGGCUGCCUCCUCCACUCAACUGCCACCAGCCCCCUCUGCACCCUCUAUGGCGACCCCGGCUUCCAGUCGAAGAGCCCCUCCUAGAAGCGACACCAGCCUCGUCAGGACAGACACAAACCUUCGGAAAAUCACGAGCAUGCUCCCCCCUGCCAGACCAGGCGGCAGCACGCCAUCCCGCCCAGGCCCAGAGCCCAUGGAAUUUGACACGGCACCCGAGCCUCGUCAGCCCACAUCUUGUCAUUUGCACAGCAUCAAAGAGCUCCGCGCAGAAGUCCGCGAGGAGAUGCACAACGAGCUCACUGAUAUCUUUGCCAACCACACUUUUGUCGGAAUUGUUGACGAGCGCCGCAGGCUGGCUGCUAUACAAGCUGGCGUUAAGCUCUACAUGAUUGACUACGGCCGGGUGUGUUACGAAUACUUUUACCAGUCAGGGCUAACAGAUUUCGGUAAUUUUGGUGCGGUACAAUUUCAGCCUCCUCUUGACAUUCGCAACCUACUGUCAUCGUCCCCAAAUCUCCUCACUGAAUAUGAAGAAGAGCAGGAUGAUGAUGAGGAAGAGGACAUUGACCCCGAAGAAAAGGCCGAGAUCAUAGAGGCUGUGGUGGAGAAGUUGAUUGAGAGAAGAGAAAUGUUGCUGGAGUACUUUAGUUUGGAAGUAUCUCCCGCGGGAGAGUUGUGCAGUGUGCCGCUGUUGGUCAACGGGUAUGAGCCACCUUUGACAAAGUUGCCAGGGUUCUUGGUGAGGUUGGGGCCUUGUGUCAACUGGACGGAGGAGAAGGCUUGUUUUGAGAGCUUCCUGAAGGAGCUGGCUGGAUUUUAUGUACCAGAGAGGUUGCCGCUGAAGAAGGUAGCCAAAGAGGAGGAUGAUGGGACGCUGGAUAGUGCUGAUGAGAGGGAAGAAGAUAGUAAAGGGGAAGAGGAAAAGAGAAUUGAUGCGAGGAGGAGAAAUGUGAAAUGGGCGUUGGAGCAUGUGCUUUUCCCGGCGUUUAAGGCGAGGCUGGUCGGGACGAAAGGCAUCAUGGAGGCCGGGGGUGUGGUGGAGGUGGCGGAUUUGAAGGGGCUGUACAGAGUCUUUGAAAGGUGUUAGGUAAUGGAUGUUGAAAUUGGGGUUGUUGGGGAACAUGGGUAGAAUAUACGGGGAUGCUUUUAAAUUUAUUCUUGUUCAUGGCUGGCAUUUGUAU
Molecule: messenger RNA, 2737 nt
Organism: Podospora bellae-mahoneyi
Lineage: Eukaryota; Fungi; Ascomycota; Sordariomycetes; Sordariales; Podosporaceae
Gene: mlh1
Product: DNA mismatch repair protein Mlh1
Exons: 3
Coding region: 400-2643 (747 amino acids)
Biological process (GO): mismatch repair
Cellular component (GO): MutLalpha complex
Molecular function (GO): mismatched DNA binding; ATP binding; ATP-dependent DNA damage sensor activity
Source: RefSeq, a predicted model, not a curated record